CUGAAGUGUGUGUGUCUUUUGUGUGACUCUUCCAACUUCACCUGCCAAACUGAAGGGGCAUGUUGGGCCUCUGUCAUGUUGACCAAUGGGAAAGAGCAGGUGAUCAAAUCCUGCGUGUCCCUCCCGGAAUUAAAUGCUCAAGUCUUCUGCCACAGUUCCAACAACGUGACCAGAACUGAAUGCUGCUUCACAGACUUCUGCAACAACAUCACACUGCACCUUCCAACAGUAUCGCCGAAUACCCCCAGACUGGGCCCCACAGAGCUGACGGUUGUUAUCACUGUGCCUGUUUGCCUGCUCUCCAUAGCGGCCAUGCUGACAAUAUGGGCAUGCCAGGACCGCCAGUGCACAUACAGAAAGACCAAGAGACACAACGUGGAGGAACCUCUGGCAGAGUACAGCCUGGUAAACGCGGGAAAAACACUCAAAGAUUUGAUUUACGAUGCCACUGCCUCCGGUUCAGGCUCUGGUCUGCCUCUUUUGGUGCAAAGAACGAUUGCAAGGACUAUUGUACUUCAAGAAAUAGUAGGAAAAGGUCGAUUUGGGGAAGUGUGGCAUGGAAGAUGGUGUGGGGAAGAUGUGGCUGUGAAAAUAUUCUCCUCCAGAGAUGAAAGAUCUUGGUUUCGGGAGGCAGAAAUUUAUCAGACAGUGAUGUUGAGACAUGAGAACAUCCUUGGCUUCAUUGCAGCUGACAACAAAGAUAAUGGAACUUGGACUCAGCUUUGGCUUGUAUCAGAGUAUCAUGAACAGGGCUCCUUAUAUGACUAUCUGAACAGAAACAUAGUAACCGUGGCUGGGAUGAUCAAGCUGGCACUUUCCAUAGCCAGUGGUCUGGCUCACCUACAUAUGGAGAUCGUUGGUACUCAAGGUAAGCCUGCUAUUGCUCAUCGAGAUAUAAAGUCAAAGAAUAUCUUAGUGAAAAAAUGUGACACUUGUGCCAUAGCCGACUUAGGGCUGGCUGUGAAACACGAUUCAAUCAUGAACACUAUAGACAUACCCCAGAAUCCCAAAGUGGGAACAAAGAGGUAUAUGGCUCCUGAAAUGCUUGAUGAUACAAUGAAUGUGAGCAUCUUUGAGUCCUUCAAGCGAGCUGACAUCUAUUCUGUGGGGCUGGUUUACUGGGAAAUAGCUCGAAGGUGUUCGAUUGGAGGAAUUGUUGAGGAGUACCAGUUGCCUUAUUAUGACAUGGUGCCUUCAGAUCCUUCAAUAGAAGACAUGAGGAAGGUUGUUUGUGACCAGAAGUUCCGACCAAAUAUCCCAAACCAGUGGCAAAGCUGUGAAGCACUCCGGGUCAUGGGAAGAAUAAUGCGUGAGUGCUGGUAUGCCAACGGGGCAGCCCGCCUGACAGCCCUGCGCGUGAAGAAGACCAUUUCGCAGCUGUGUGUCAAGGAAGACUGUAAAGUCUAGCUAGCACCACAGACAGACAAAAGGAAACCUGCCGCAGCAUCCUUUUGUGUCUCCUGCUUUGUGUAAAUGUUUUUGCUUCUUUUUGCCAUGUUUUGUUUUAGUUCUACCUCAAUGAUGAUUCACGACAGUGUUUAGGUGUCCCAAAGGCAGCAUGAAAAGAUAACUCUAAAGUUAAGCAUGGGCAAGUCUUGACUUUUCCAAUCUCCAUGUUGUCAUUAAUUUUAUUUUUAAAGGUGACACAACUCAUUUUUUUUUUAAUUUAAGGAGGAAGAUGUUAUGAAUAUAAAAUAAGCUACAUAAAAUACAAUCAAAUUGUUGUUUUACUUGAACCAUGAGCACAAACAAAUGCGGUGAAAAUGUAUAAAAAAUGUGAACUAGGGCAUAUUAUAGGAAAAUAGGACUUUAGAAACUAUCUGGACCCCCCUUGAAAAAUGAUGUUUGCUCAGAAUGUUCAUAUCUAAAACCUGAAAUGGUGGAGAUCAUCAGCGGGUUAUGAGAGCAAGGUGAUUCUCUCCGUGCUUGCUCUCUCCUCCUGCUUGUCACCCUCUCCAUUACCACUGCAGCCUUCCACAAGUAGUUAGAAAGCCACCCGAGCUGUUGCUUCUGAUGUAAUAAAGAGGCCCCUGACGUCUUGAACACUGUGAAAUGUUUCAGAGUCACAGAGCUCAUGCCAGAGAUGGUAACAAACCCUGUGAUGACAACGAACACUGUGAAGUUAGCUGGCCCUCCACAUUCCCUUCAAUUCCCACAGUUCUUUUCUUCCUAAGCAGGAGCAUCUUCAGUUAUGAUAUUUCUAAUUUAGUCAUAUAGAUACUAUAUUGAGUAUUCUAGAAGACCAUAGUGGAUUUGCUAGAAUCUCAAAAACAACCUACUAUCAUUUCCUUAUAAAAAAAGUCAUCACUAUUCCAUUCUUUAAUGAGAAAAAUGUUUUCUGAACAUUGCCAAAGAUUGACCAAGUAUAAACAUAUAUUGUCUAGAGAUGUAUAUCUUAAGAUGUAAUUACUUUGGAGUAUUUAUUUAGAAAUAAAAUGACAAGAAGAUAAACAAGGAAAUAUGUUGAGAAAAUCUAAGAGAGCUCUUCCAGAAGAGUUUAACCUCUGAUUGGUACAGAGAGGACCACACUGGUUAUUAGAAGACAUUCUUGGCCUUUUAAGAGGAACUGUGAGUAGAGAGUUUUGGAGGCUCUGCCUCUAUUCUCCUUUUUUGAGGUAUGAAAUAUUUAACAGGACACCUGAUAUUUCAUUCAAAUGUACUAUACUGCUUUAGUAAAGGUGAUUUAACGUGUCUUUCAGUGUUCCCAAACUCCAUUACUCAGAACAUUCUUCUGCCUAGAUGUGUUUUCUGACAGCAUCUUGAAGAGUGACACUGCACACUAGCACAUCCAAUUCUUUGAGGGUUCUGGCAGUAAAGACACAUUACCUGGAUAUUUUUAAGGCCAAAUAUUUGAUCAAGUAUAGUGCAGUCUUUUCAUUAUAGGUAGGGCAAAAUUUUACUUUCUGGUGUUUUGAUGUUCUACACAGUAUAACAUGGGGAGUCCCGUUCUGAAGGAUGCACCUAAGUUUUCCACAAGAAUACAACUUCAUGUGUACAUUUCACUGUGGCAAUAUGAUAUGAGAUUCACUUCAUUUGACUAGGCUGAGAUCAGAGAAACAAAAUGCCUUGAUGACUAUGGGGUUUGCCUAUAUUUCCGUUCUCAAUCAUACAUUCAUCCAUUUAUAAGCACAGAGCACCCCAUAACUCACUUGCCACAAUAUUGGGUACAAGAGGGAAUAAAAAGAUAGAUAGGUCCUGCCCUCAGGGAUUUUAAAGUCUAAUUUGGGAGUGGGAAAAAACAUAUGAGUAUGAGGGAAGAAAGUAAAUUGACAGAUAAAAUAUGCAGUGGGAUGUCUUGAGUUCUGUGUGACAAUGCUUUCUAGAAUAGGUCUGAAAAAUCACUUCCAAUUUGCAACACAUUUAGAAAGGAUCUUUAUUUAGAUAUUACAGUCUAAUUAUAUUAUCAGUAUCGAAAAGGUGCGCCUAUGUGAAUGGAUGUUAAAAGGAACCGUGUGAAGGGGUGAUCUGGCUUGUGUCUAUUACCUUAUUUCACACAGUUUCUGCAUGAAGGAAAUGAAAUGAUUGACCUAGAUGAUUGUAUUCAAAUCUUUAAUAAAAACUUAAUACAUCCUGUUCUAUUUACCACUGUUUUGUGAAUAUACUUACUAGAUUUUUAAGAGAGGAUGUUUUAGCAUCUUUAUUUUUUGUCAUUAUGUUUUAUAAUUUAUCUGAUAGUAUGCAAAUGUAACUUAUAUUUUAUUGAUUCAGAUUUCACUGUGGAGAAAUCUGCACAUUGCUGUGUUCUGAGACAUUUCCCUUGUUCUUUUGUUGCUGAACUGUAAUUCCUAAGUAAAUAGUCUUGAAGGACAGAGGAGCAAAUGUGUAAGGGGACAGUAGAACUUGUUUUUCCUUAACUCUCAACACAGUUAGACAUAGAAACUACUCACUUAUUAAAAAUAGAGUAACAUUUAGAGAAUAAGGCAGAUUUACUGUACAUACCUAUGCAGUUCAAUUUUAUACUACAUGUUUUAAAUGGAAUGUCAUGUAAUAAUUGUUCCUUUUAAAUAUUGUUAUGAGCAAAAAUAUCUUCUUAGGGUAGGUGCACAGUGACAUCGUUGUCUUGCUCCUUAUGGAUAUUUUGGCUCUGGGUAUAGCAUAGAGCUUAGGAAUGCUAUUAUGAAUUUUAGUACUGUAUGCAGAAAUGAUGGGACUUAUACACAUCAUCACUUCUUGAAAUAUGAGGCACGUUAUUUGUUGUCGACAUUUGAGCAUGAAUUUGUUGCCUUAUAAGUUGUACGUUUAAGUUUGUAAUCAGUACCAAUUUUGUUGUAUGCAUUCUUCUGUGUCUAAAAUAUUUGGCAUGUCACAUCUAGAAUUCUUAAUUUAUGUUCUGCCUUGAGAGUUAAGUGAAACAUGACUGUCGUGCUCUAUUUUAAGCCUAGCACUUGCUUUUCAUCUUUAUACUUUCAAUUAACUUUGCAUUUUAAAUUUCCAUAAUUGUAUGAAAAUAGUAACCUGAUUGCAAUGUCUGAAGAACUUAAAAUCAGUUUUUAUUUUAAAAUGAAAAAUCUACAAUACAUUCAUUAGAUCAGAAGUUCCACAAUAACUUAUCAUUUCCAAUGCUUCUAAUGUUGCAGAAUGAUUAAACAAAAGAGAAAUCUACUGUCCUGGAAUUUUGCCACCAUGUGACUUACUGGGGCAGAGCAAACUCAGGGCAAUCUUGGCGUCUAAGCAAAAGUCCCAGGGAUCUACUUAAUGCAUUGCCUGAAGGCAGGGAGCAGGCAUCUGCCAUCAUACAAAGACCAAGAGAACAACUUAAAAUUACAUGACAGGGAAUAGUUUUUGAGUGAUUCUUGAAAGUAAACAUGAAAUUUUCCAUAGCUAAAUAAAUUCAUUUAAAAUGUGGAAAUUUUGACUUCCUAUCAAGCAGUUAGGGAAAAAUAACAAAUGUAUCAAAACUGGUAGCUGAGGUCUUCAAUAAUCAUUUCCUUUAUAUGACUUUAAAAACCAACAUUUACCAACUACUUAGAAAUGUUGAUGCUUAGUGUCCUAACAUGACGUCACUGUAGUUUUGAAGCUAUUACCUCUUUUGAUUUGUGAAAUGUAAUACUUCACAGCGAACAAUGCUGAGUUCUAGUUUCAGCUGUUGAUUCUCACUUGGAUUUUAUUCACUAGCUUAGUGAAGACAGUCACCAAGAAGAUAGCUUUAAGGGCUUUUAGGAUUUUUUUUUCCUUUUUACAGGAUUCUU
Molecule: messenger RNA, 5189 nt
Organism: Onychomys torridus (southern grasshopper mouse)
Lineage: Eukaryota; Metazoa; Chordata; Mammalia; Rodentia; Cricetidae
Gene: Acvr1c
Product: activin A receptor type 1C
Exons: 8
Coding region: 76-1407 (443 amino acids)
Biological process (GO): cellular response to growth factor stimulus; activin receptor signaling pathway; nervous system development
Cellular component (GO): plasma membrane; activin receptor complex
Molecular function (GO): ATP binding; activin receptor activity, type I
Source: RefSeq, a predicted model, not a curated record